This is a messenger RNA of Suillus subalutaceus, 944 nucleotides long. RefSeq lists its product as uncharacterized. The transcript has 7 exons. NCBI's taxonomy places the organism in Eukaryota, Fungi, Basidiomycota, Agaricomycetes, Boletales, Suillaceae. The record is from RefSeq and is a predicted model, not a curated record. The annotation marks the transcript as partial.
AAGAAGAAAAGCAGCAAGCUAGCAGAAGCACGCCAAGAACUUGAGGAUAAGGACUCAUCUGAACAUCCCUUUACAUGGCCUGCAUUCACAGAUCUAGUCUACUCAGCAGACAGCUCUAUCAACCUCAAGGCUCAGAACACUCGGAUUCAGAAGGUGUUGAAGACCACUGUCUUAGAACUCAAGAAAGCCUCUAUCUUCAACAAUGGAUUUCCCAACAUCACUCAGAAGCGAAAGAUGGUCUCUCGAAGCAGUUCAUAACGCUGCUGGGAAGCAUAAGGAAUACGCGAUAUUAAAGAGGGUCAAGCAUGACUUUGAUUAUGCAGUGGCUCUGGCCGGAGUUGUAUCCGGAGGGCCGGCUAGCUCCUUCCAUACCAAUCUCAAGAAACUCGCACAUCAGAUUGUGGUUUCUCAUUUUGCGCUCAAGAAAGGCUGCGCUGAGGAGGUAGAAGACCUUAUCAAGAGUCACAAGUAUAUUUUUCCAACCGACGCCAAGGGUAAGGUCCUUGGGGACCAAUUGUUUUGUGACGAGUCUAUGACUGACACCAUGCAAUUAUCAUUUUUCGAUGGCGAGGACUCAAUUGGUGUCCAGUCCUGCGAGGAUUUUGUUUCUGUCUUGGAUGGAAAUGAUGAGCCGGAGCUACCUGUUGCCAUGAUUUACUCAAUAUUGAAGGAUUGGAGCAGCGGGAACCCACCCUUGAGCACACAAGUCAAAUCGUUUAAUUCCUCCUUCCACAUCAGUGUUUACAAGGCUCACCAAGCGACUCUCAUGCGCAUAUUUGAUGGCAGUCAAAAAGAAGUACCAUGUACUGAUGGCGCAUCUCUACAAGGCAGUCAGCGCAGUAGAGAGCUCAGAGCCUGCUGGUUCAUUGGACACCUGUGAUUACCUUGAUCUCGACGCAAUGGGUGAAGAUUAAUCUCGAGUCAUUUAUACAUACUGGUGCUUU